Molecule: messenger RNA, 3184 nt
Organism: Rhinichthys klamathensis goyatoka
Lineage: Eukaryota; Metazoa; Chordata; Actinopteri; Cypriniformes; Leuciscidae
Exons: 8
Coding region: 95-2704 (869 amino acids)
Molecular function (GO): protein binding
Source: RefSeq, a predicted model, not a curated record
UGUGUUUUGUAGACGUGGCUGUGGAAGGAAAAGGAAAGGGACACCAGUGAAGGUGUGCGACAGAGUCUUCGCCACAGAGGAUGAGGAAGAGAGCAUGUCAGAGAACAGCUAUGGACCAGAGAAAGGUGACGGUCGUGAGGACAAACACGGAGUCCCUGCUGCUGAUGGACCAUACUAUGAAACACAAUCUGCUCAGCUCUGUGUGAGUGAGGAGGGCUCUAGCGGAUUGAGGGGAGCUGUCUCGUACCCCCCACCACCAAACUGCCGCAUUCGGGAAGUGCACUGUGGAAAUCAAGUGCGACUGAUUGUCAUAGCGAUCCGCGACAUCACUAAGGGGGAGGAGAUAACUGUGGAUUACAGUUUGACGGAGUGGGGAGAAAACGCUGUGGGUUUCCAUAGCACUGUGCCUCCUAGUAGCUUUGAUUGCAGUUUGGACCACGAGAGCAACAUUAAAAAGGAGGAAGAGUCCUGCCCAAUUCCACUUUCUCUUUCUGUGUCAGAAUACAUCACACCUUCCUGGUCUCUCUCUCCUUCAUCCUCCCCUCUCUCUCACUCUGAGCCCAGUGAUUCAGACCUCGACUCGGAUGAUGCCAAUGGAGAGAUGCACAUGCGAACACCACACCGCCGCAAGAGGCACAAAGCCCUCUCCUCUCCUGCUGCACAUGCCAAGAGAAAAGCACCUCAACGAUCCCCCAGACAUCCUCCCUCAUUUCCACUUUCCAUCCCAACCUCCCCUCUGCAGACCACUACUCGUUCCAGACCUGUGUUUAAGUCCCCACCACCUGCAGGAGUUCCUUCUAAUAGUGUCAGUGUGUCAGUGGGUCGUGGACAGAGCACCAUGGCACAGAAACAGCGCUGUGUCUACUGUGGCCGUCACUUCCGAUCUCUCCCACGCCAUCUGAACAAACACCAUGCCCACCAGCCUGAUGUGCGCUCUGCCCUGGAGCAAGCACGCGCCUCUGGUAACUCUCAAUGUGUACACUCAUCUCUCCCAUCAUCGAGCAAACAUUCCCAAUGCCUCCAAGUAGCUCCUGUGCCAGGUGUAGUGGUGGAAACGCCACAGUCACCUCCUCCUUUGUCUCCAGUCAGAAGGAGCCCUGCCCUCUCUAGCCCUAUUCGCAAAAGUCUUACCCCAGCCCUGACAACUCCACCCAGAGGAGGAGGUGUUCCAGUAUCUGUGUUAAAGAGGAGCCCACCUACUUCUGCUACUCCUCCCAGAAAGGGAGGACGAAAAAUAAAAAAAGAGAAUGAGGAGACAGACAUUUUUGUGAAGACAAAAGAGGUGGUGCCCACUUCAGUGUUUGUGGAGCAUGUGAAGGAGUCAGAAUCUUCGAAAGAAGCGAGAGAGGAGAAUGGAGGGAGAGAAGAAGAAAGCGGAGCGGAGGAUAAGACUGACCUAUCAAGUUCACGUCGACCCCACAUGCUCCCACUUCUUUCCGCCCUCUCUUCCCUGGUGUUGUACCUGCGGCGGCUGCAGCACUCUGCCUUCAUCUCUCUCUCCCGCUCGCCACAGUCAGCUGAGGCCUGGCGUCUCCUCUGUCACUCCAGCCUGGCCCUUCUCAUCCUUUACAACCGUCGCCGUGAAUGCGAAGUCUCCAAACUCACCAUCUCCGAGUACCAGGCCCGCAUCACACCCCAGUGCCCCGUCCCCAUGGCACCUGGUGCCCCACAAGCUCUAACCCCACUCGAGGCCUCACUCUCACCAUUCGAGCGGAUGGUCCUCCCCCAUCUCCCUCGCGUUGGGGUCCAAGGGAAACGUGGCCGCGUGCAGCCGCUCAUCCUCCCGCCACAUUCUGAAGCCUGUCUGGAGGUGCUUUUGCAGACUCGUGCUGGUGUGGGAAUCGAUCCACAGAACCCCUACGUGUUUGCCCGGCCAUAUCAUUCGCCUGCCACUCCGCUGCGGGGGACAGAUUUACUACGCAGCUUGGCUCGAUCCAGUGGUACACGUUACCCACGGGCACUGACGCAGACACGAGUUCGCAGACAGGUGGCGAUACUUACGCAGCUCCUGUUGUUAAGUGAGGGCGAGGAGGAAGGGCACCGCGGGGCUGCCACACAGCGAUUGGAAAGCUUUUUGCAGAAAGAGUAUCAUGUAGCGCAAAGCUGUGCAACCAUCGGCCAAGACCCAGGGCUGAUGGGUCUGAUUGGUCGGGUGGUACUAUGUGGAGAGAGAGAUGGCGUCCUGUUCCGAGGAAUGAGUUUACAUCACAUCUGUCUGGAGUUAGAUGUGUUGUCAGGAAACUCUGCUGACUCUCUGUCAGAAGAUUCAGAUGUUGAGCAGAGUAAAGAGAAUCCAGAAGCACCAUCUCCUGCAACCACCAUUAUGAUGAAGAAAACCACAAGCAACGGCAAAACUCCCCGGCCUAAGAAGAUGAACGGCAAAAAGGCCUCAGGACAGCCCAAGACUGGGAAACGUGGUGUGCUAAAGCGGCCUUGGUCUGAAGCAGAGCGGGCAGCUGUUGAGUCACACCUGGUGCAAAACAUUAUGGAGCUGCGUGUGCCCGCCAAAGCGGACUGUGAGCGCUGCCUGCAGCUCUGCCCCCUGCUGGUCACUAACCACCGGGACUGGAGGGCUGUUAAAUUCUACUGCCACAACCGUAUACAGCUGCUCAAGAAAAGCCAGCACAGUCUGCCCUGUCUGUCUGCUGGGGCUGUGAAUCAGCACGAUGCUGGGAAGGGUCAUCCAAUAACAGCAGAUGCAUAAGGGAGGGAAUGUGAGGAGGUGCUAAGUGAAAAUAUUUAUACAGUAAACAGUACAAAUGCUUUAAUUAAUGUGAUGUUGUGCGUGAUUUGUGUCCAGUGUCUGAAACGGAAAAUGGUACCACUCUGGUAAGCAGAUGGAAAUGCACACCUAUCUUGCGUACUUUUCCAAAAUAUGAAAAGAACACUUUUUUUGUUUUUGUUUUUCGUCUGCACAUUACCAGUUUCUGUUGCUGGCUUGAAAGUAGAUUAAUAUUUUUGACCACCUGAAAGUCUGAAUGGCUUUGUUUGCUCUCCCUUUGGCCAUGCCUACGUCUCACCAAAAACAGAGAAAGAGGCAGACUGAGCAACCUGUGCCUUUAUGGGAGUCCAACAUGAAUUGUAUUCACAUUUGCAGUGACAACUUUUCUGCUACAUGCAGAUACUAUAUUUAUUCAUGAAAUGAAGGAAUAUACUCAAGAAAUAGAAGAUAAAAAGAUUCUCA